AUGGGAGACUGGAAUUUCCUUGGAGGCAUUUUAGAGGAGGUCCACAUUCAUUCUACUAUUAUUGGAAAGAUUUGGCUAACUAUCCUCUUCAUAUUUCGAAUGCUUGUCCUUGGGGUGGCCACUGAAGAUGUCUGGAAUGAUGAACAAUCAGAAUUUAUAUGUAAUACUGAGCAACCUGGUUGCAGAAAUGUGUGCUAUGAUGAGGCCUUUCCAAUCUCUCUAAUAAGAUACUGGGUCUUGCAAGUUAUAUUUGUGUCUUCCCCUUCUUUGGUGUAUAUGGGUCACGCCUUAUACCGACUAAGAGCCUUAGAAAAAGAGAGGCAAAAAAAGAAAGCUCAGGUCAGGGUGGAACUUGAAAGCACUGAAUUAGAAAUGACCGAAAAUCGAAAAAGGCUGGAGAGAGAACUCCGGCAGCUGGAUCAAAGAAAGCUAAACAAAGCACCCUUGAGAGGCUCCCUGCUCUGCACUUAUGUAAUACAUAUUUUCACUAGAUCUGCAAUGGAAGUUGGUUUUAUGAUUGGGCAAUAUCUUCUAUACGGUUUUCAGCUUGAUCCCCUUUAUAAAUGUCAGAGAGAUCCAUGUCCAAACAUAGUUGACUGCUUUGUAUCAAGACCAACAGAAAAGACAGUGUUUAUAUUAUUUAUGCAAUCAAUAGCAACUGUGUCGUUGCUCUUAAACAUCUUAGAAAUUAUCCACCUAGGAUUCAGAAAAAUUAAAAUGGGACUCUGUGGACAGGGAAAAAACAAGGAUGACCUUGAUGAUUUCUAUGUAAAUAAAUCUAAGAAAUACUCUGCAAUACCACACUCUUCUUUGGGAGUAUCUGUGACUCCACAAAAAACUCUUCCUUCUGCACUUAGUGGUUAUACCUUUUUAAUGGAAAAGCAAACUGAUGCCACUGUCUACCCUGUUCUAAGCACUCCUGCUGUGUUUCAGUCUAUUCAGAAUAACCGUGCUGAAAGUAGCAACAGCUGCACCCAUCACAACCAGGAAAAUAAACUGCCAGAGCAGAGGCCAGCUACAAAUGCUUUAGACAAUCAGAUUCAAAAUACUAGCACCAAUAAUAAUGAAGGCUUAAUUAGGGAGCUAGUUACCGAAGGAAACGAAUCUCAAAAAGAAGCUGAAAAGAAACAUUUCCCUGUUUGUACUCAGAGUGCAGAUGCUACUUCAAGUGUGUGUUUGGGAAGCUUUGCUGAAAUGCUUUCUCAGGCUUCACCGCAAUGUGAUAGCUUUCCUAUUAACAGCUGGAGAAGACAACAUGGAGUCAGCACCUCCUGGAACUGCUCUACAGUGGUUGAGAGUGCCAGGUCCUCGACCAAUUCUCUCCAGAAUGGCCACAGAAGACCAAGCAGCUUCAGCACAAGCAAAAGCCACACUUCCUCCAAAAAUGACCCAAAACCCCUCAGCAGAGCAGACACCCCUGACGCUGGUGGGGAGGAGAGCUUCAAAUCCAAACACAGUAGGAGCUGCGGCAGUGCUCUGCCAUUCCCUCUCCCCAGGCGAAUAUCAUUGACAAGCACUGCCAGCAGCAGGCGUGCCCCCACUGAUCUUCAAAUUUAGCAUAAAUUGAUGAGCAAAUGACACUAGCGAAUGUUGUGAGAAUUGCUAGACAGUGCAAUCUAAGUAACAGCUGCUUUUAAGAGUAGCUAAAUUCUUCAACUUUAAC
This is a messenger RNA of Rhea pennata, 1663 nucleotides long. RefSeq names its product gap junction protein alpha 9 (gene GJA9). Gene Ontology annotation, molecular function: gap junction channel activity. The transcript has a single exon. Lineage: Eukaryota; Metazoa; Chordata; Aves; Rheiformes; Rheidae. Gene Ontology annotation, biological process: cell-cell signaling. The coding region runs from base 1 to 1557 and encodes 518 amino acids. The record is from RefSeq and is a predicted model, not a curated record. Gene Ontology annotation, cellular component: connexin complex.